GGGCUGCUUAGCAGGCUAGGUUGAGGUGACAGAGGGAUUGCAAAAACUUGUCUCUAACACUCAGUUGUCUUUGCUUCUCCUUUUAACUCUCAUUGUUUUUUUUGUUAAAAAUAGUGUAUAGAUUUUUAUUUUGCAAAUUUUAUUUUCCACUCGUAAUCAUCGGACAGGGAAUUUUGUUGUUACUGGGUAGGAAAUAGACGCACAAACUAUAUAUACAUUUUUUUAAAAAAAAACACCAUCAAUUUAUCUGGAGAGAAAUGGCAUUUUUUAAUAUUCAAACCUUGCUGGAAGCAGCCGAGUACAUCGAGAGAAGGGAGAGAGAGGCAGAACACGGCUACGCGUCAAUUUUGCCCUGCAACGUCGAAUUUAACAGGAAGAAAGGCAAAACGAGGAAAACCCCAAAUAACAGAUCCUCUCACAACGAGCUGGAAAAGCACAGGAGGGCAAAGCUGAGGUUAUACCUGGAGCAGCUGAAGGAGCUGGUACCACUUGGGCCUGACUGUUCGAGACACACCACUCUGAGCCUACUGAAACGAGCACGGACUCACAUCAAGAAGUUGGAGGAGCAGGACAAGAAGGCGCUCCACCAGAAGGAGCAGCUGCAGCGCGAGCGGCGGUACCUGAGGCGUCGGCUGGAACAGCUGGCUGUCCAGGGGAUGGAGCGACUCCGUACUGACAGCCUGGGCUCAGCUAUCUCCACUGACCGCUCCGAUUCUGAGCAAGAAGCCGAUGUUGACAUCGAAGGUAUGGAGUUUAUUCCUGGUGAGCUGGACAGUGUUGGCAGUGCCAGUGAUGUUGAUGACCACUACAGCUUCCGGAGCAGUUCAAGUGACAGCGGCUAUGCAGACUCUCACACAAUCGCACCAAGACCCUCAUAGUGACCACUUUGGUUACCAGCAGAGGACCACAUUGUCAACGCAGGGCACUUAUACAUAUAUAUAUCUAUAUCUAUAUAUAAAAAAAAGUUUUGUUUUCUCCUGGGAUGUUGACUGCCACUCUUUAACAGACACCCCAACCACAAGAGCACUUGCAUUUGCUGUUACCCUCCUGCAGUUCUUUGAGAACCUGGCUCAUCCAUUCCGACGAUUUGACUCUUGACACAAGGGUGUGAAGAAGUGCAGGGUGGUAUUGGCAAUAAGUGGCCGGGCAGGUGAAGGGCAAAGUUGGGGGGGGGGGGGGUGGGGGAAAAGCCAGCUCUAAUGAUUAGGCUUGAAAGUAGAGUAUUGCUGUACUCCUGUUUUUUUUUUAAAUUUGGUUUUUAUUCUGUCGCCCUGUUCCGAUCUGCCCGUGGUAAGAAUGAGGAGGGAGGUGGCGUGGCUAGCUUGACCCAAGUGAGUUUUGUUGGUGUUAUCCAGGGCUGGUUUUCCACUGUGCAGCUCUGUGAGGAGCGUUCACCUGUGUAUCUCCUAUCUCCUGUCAGCUGUCUACCUUCCUGAUGCAGAAUAUGUUUUGUUUUUAAAACAACUCGACAGUAUUCCUAUCAAGGCUAAGCACAGUGCAUUUAUUGUCUCCUUGUUAAUCAUCAAGACUUCGCGCGUUAAUACAGGGCUUUCAUUUUGAAAAAGAAACUGCAGCAAUAGGCGUAUCGAGCAAAAAGAAUUUGAGAAUUUUGCUUCUGCUUUCCGUGAUUAUACACCGGGCUCGUAGCAGUUUCGUUACCCGUGUCAUUUCGACUGCUUCUCCUGAAAUGUUAGUGAUACUAAAAGUCUUUGCUUUCCCUGUCUGCUUGGUUUUAGUCAUUAGAGCAUGGCUUCUAGACAAACUGAUCAAUCAUUUACAUAUACAUCACUCUCUCUAGAGAGAGAUGCCUUUCUCAUCUAGAGAAGGUUUUUAAAAAAAACUGAAAAAAAUUGCAAAAGUAAUAGUCAAGUAAUUUUAGCCAGUGUAGUCUCAAUUUCCUGUAUCAAAAUUUUGUAUUAUAUUUUCCUAAAUGUUAUCUAAACCAUGCUUGUCAGGGAGGGUGGGGGGGGGGCGGUGAGAUGGGACUAAAAUGGUACAGGACCUAGAUCAGAGUCUCAGACUUUCUGCCAUUGUCAUUCUGUGCCUUGGUAUUCCUCCGAGAGCCCUGUGGCUUUCCGAUUGCUGGCAUUUGCAUCUGUCCCUUGCGGAUACAAUGGUGAGAACUUCACGGCAGCUCUUGUCCUUGUUUGCACUCUCCGAAGCGGCUGCUUCCAAACUUGCCGCUAACUGGGUAGUUCUGAGGUUGCAGUUCACGUGACCUUUUCUGUGAUCAUGCUCCUUACUCCCACUCCCCCCCAACUUCACCCAAAACCCUGAUCUCCUGGUGGGGGCAGGUCAAAGGUUAGAACAUGGCAGCUGAAUUUUAAAAGAAACAAAAUCUUUUAAUAAAAGUAAGAGUUUAUUGAAUCCUAUUGUUAUUGCUGGUUCCUGUAAUGAAAGAAAAAUCGCUCUAAAUGCCUCAACAGGGAUGUAGCUCAGUGGUAUUCGAUUGACAGACUGCAGAAUUUCCAGCAAUUUUAUUUUGAAGGUGGUUUUAUUUCCUCUCUGGAUGCCAAUUUCUGAAUCAUGAAAGCAAUAGAAAUUUUACUUUAUCAUCAUUAAACACAUGUGACUGUUAAUAGGAUCAAAUUCCAAUGUGACAUGUACAGUCCGUCCGGUCCUUUCCUGAGCGACGGAAUGCUGUGAUCAAAUAAAAACAAAGGAAAGCUGUUUACUAAACGCAAAACUCUCGCACAGAACCACGGAGAAGGAGAUGAAAGGUGACUCUAAUAGGUAGCAAGUGUCACAGCUAUGCUGGUUGUGUGUGUGUGCGCGCGCGUGUGUUAGUCCCUCCUUUCUGGGCAUUUUCCUCUGGCAUCUUUAAAAAUACAAUCCUCGUCCCACAUCUGAGUGUGAGUAGCAGGAUUGGCUUUCCCAGUUUGACUGAUCUGCCUGGAGUUUGCUGUUUGUGCCUUUUUUAACAGUGGGCUCAACUCAGUCCUACAACUGAACAGGGGGGAAUUGGCUCAGCUUUGUCUAUUUGCUGUUGGAGGGGUUUGGGUUGGUGUGGAGAGGGGGGCAGCUGGUGAUGUGGGCUUAGUCAACAAGACUUCUAGAGUAGUGGCCUCUGAAUGGAAUGGUGCUGCCUUACUGAUUGGAGGGAAGACUUGCUCAGAGUGUACAUUCCUGGGUCACCAGUUAGGAGGUGUGCAAUAUUGAGUUGGGUUGACUUUAUUUUGUGAUGGUGUGUUUUUUUUUUCAAAUCUGUUUACUUGUAAGUUUCCUCCCUUGGUAAAGAUUCUGAUGUGAGGGUCCUCUUCCUUGAAGUUAAGUUUUAAGACAGCACCUGGAGUGACAUUGCCACCCUGUUGGCAGUACCGUUGGUGUGUUUAGGAGUCCAGAACCGGUUUUGUUUCUGGCGAGCCUGGUUACUGUUGAAGAUCUCCUUCGCCCAUUAAGCCCAAUGCUGGCCCUUUCCAGGGGCACGUGGGCAAACUAGUGGACGGUCUUUCAGUGGAAACUUUCAAAGCUGGCAUCACCUGACUUAGAAUAUGAAAGUGAUUUAAGUGAAUUUUUGAAAUAAGAGAUCAGUCUAAUCUAAUUGAGUGAUGGGAUGUGCUCAAUGGGUUAAAUGGCUUUCUAUUGCUUUGCUGCAGAGUUCUUUGGUGUGGGUACUGAACUUUAUUGUGGCUGAGGGUGUUUGGAGCAAAGGCUACCUUGGUUGGUGUGCUAACCAGUGUAUCCUUUGCUGUACUCUUGCUAUUUGAUCACUGUCUGGUAGCUGCAUUUCUGUUCAGUGCUCUGACUUGUAUGGUUUUGUGUGGGUGGGGUUGGGGCAUGAUAGGUAGAUAUUUCUCUGGGUGCUGAGUGUGUAAAACCCUGACUCUCUGAGGGAGUAGAUUAGGGUUGUGUCCUGUAUUUGGGGUUGGUGCGAUUUUGCUUUUGGCCUUGAGUGCUCUCUCCUCAUGUCAAAGACACGGGAGUAGGUGGUGAGUGCUUUACUCUGGGUAAGGGGUCCCAAUCCUGAUAGGCGUUUGACGCUGCUUUCACAUGGCUAUAAGACAGGUGGGAUUCAAAAACUGGAUUCUUGGAUCUGAGGUGCAGCAAUUCAUGUUGCAGGUUCAAGCCCGAUGCUGUGGAACAGGAUGUGAGUCAUUUCAUUUUAAAUGAGCCUUGUCUCUCUCUGCCCUAUCCCCGCAGCCAGUUAUUGCCUGAAUUUUGUUGGUGUCACUGUAGGUCAGCUAUCCAUAUGUAGUGGAGGACUGUUGUGGUGCGCAUUGAUUUGGAGGUGGAGGGUGUAUCCCAGAGCAUUGCUAAUGCCCUUAUUCCAGAGACAGUGGCCAGCUUGAACUGUUCUGUGUGAUCCCGGUGUUUCACAGCCAGUGAUUUUGGGGAGGGGGAGUUGUGGAUAAACUCACUUGUAACUUAGUUGUUGAAAGUUGACUGGCUCCAAACUGUUAAGUCUGGCAGAAGGUCCACGUUGGAACGUAGCUGAGAGUCCAAGUUUCCUGGCCAGCUCUGACACUGCUGACAUUCUCCAUCGACUCAGCUGCCCAAAACUAAACUCCUCUUCCAUCAGCUUCGCAGCUGGGCUCAUGUAAGCUAAACUAGUGGGAGUUUAAAAACACCGCUUCUCCCCCCCCCCCCCCCCCCCCCCCCCCCCCACCACCACCACCACCACACCCCAGCGUGUGCCUGUCUACUGAUGGUAAUUGUGCACAGUUGCAAGAUGCUGUUGCCUUGGACCUAGAUUUUUGUUGACACCAGUUUGAACAAAGUGACCCACUGCAGUUAGACGCUGGGCUUUAUUUCCUCAAGUAAUAGGAAACUUUAGCAUAAAAUGUAUUUUUAUCUUUGGUAGGGGAGGGGUGGGUGGGUGGCAAAGUGGAAUUGGGAAGUCAAUGUAGACUUUAAGGUCUCCAAUAGACCAAAACUGAAUUCCCUCAAAUUUGUAAGAUUUGAUUGUUGCAAAGCAUUAGAUAAUGAGCCUUGUAUUGUUUUCUUCAGUAUAAUGUUGGCCUACUCUGAUAAUUGAGCCCAUUCAUAGUUACCAGGCCUUCCAGGAAGGGGAACAUCAUUGCAGUAUUAAACCUCUUACUGUUCCACAAUCACUGGCUUUACAUUUUUCAAUGUCUUUUAAAAAGAGCUUUAUUUUUUAGAAUGUGGGGAAGAUCUGUUUUCCUUCUGCCGCCACAUGGAAGUGUCUUGCUUUUUGUGAAUUGUUGGAAUUGAGAGAAGUUAACUCUCUCUCUACUUCCUUUCAAAGCUCCCAGGGCACUUGCUGGUGGUUGGUUGGAAGUUUGAGCAACUGCAGUUUCUGUUGACCAGAUUAACUUUAUUCUUUUGGGUGUGUGGAUGAGAUGGUGUUGGUUAGGGAGGAGGGCUUGUGAACGGCUUAAGGUACACUGGAUGGGUUCUGUGCCAGAGACUUGUGAAUAUGUACUGUUGAGGAGCUCCCUUCAGUAGAGAAUGCUUUAUAUAGCUCCUAAGAUGUAUAAUAUAAAUUCGCACAUACAUGGUGCUGGCUACCCACCUGUAGCACACUGAAGGUAAUGUGUUGUAUCAUUCUUUCAUUGUAAUAUAAUAAAACAUUUUUUUACAUCA
Messenger RNA from Hemiscyllium ocellatum (epaulette shark), 5544 nucleotides. RefSeq names its product MAX dimerization protein 4 (gene mxd4). The coding region runs from base 258 to 878 and encodes 206 amino acids. The transcript has 6 exons. The record is from RefSeq and is a predicted model, not a curated record. Lineage: Eukaryota; Metazoa; Chordata; Chondrichthyes; Orectolobiformes; Hemiscylliidae. Gene Ontology annotation, molecular function: RNA polymerase II cis-regulatory region sequence-specific DNA binding; protein dimerization activity; DNA-binding transcription factor activity, RNA polymerase II-specific. Gene Ontology annotation, biological process: regulation of transcription by RNA polymerase II.